CGUGCAAGGAUAAUGAAUCAGCAGUUUUUUCGUUCGGGGCUAGGCCUCUUCUUGUUGUUGUCGGUUUUCUCCAGUGGCUUUGCCAUAGGUAAGUUGAACAAGCUUUCUAUAGCUUGAUUGAUCGAUUUUGAUUUAUAAUGCACUCGAGGCAAAAUAUCAAUGCUGAGGAUUACGAGACGUCAGUAGCAUUUUAAAUGCCUAGAUACCAUGGCAGUCAAAUGAAAUUUUGACCAAUUUUCGCGAAGUAUCUCGAUUAAUUCCUCUUAGAACAUAAAAUAUUUGUUUAGAAAUCUCAAGCGAUUGUAAAUAUUGCCUUGGGUUGAAAGUAGAAGCGACUGUCGACCCUUUUUUAGCUUGGGCAUAGAGUAAUCUCAAUUUCUUCGACAAGUAGAAAAUAUUGAAGCUCCGGACACACAGAAAUUAUCAACGAAACCUCACCAGAGUAUUUAGUGUUUAUUCAGAAAUGCCAAGCGAUUCUAAAUAAAGGAUUCGUAUUGUUGUGGACAAAUUCUCCGAGCUUGCAUACAUUUUUAAUCAUGCAUUAAGCAUAUUCUGGGUUAUUCUGUAGAAUCUUGACUCGCGGGUACGGUUUUCAAAAUGCUAGAUGCCCGGUCCACCUUUUUAACUUCCUUUUCAGGGUGUUAGUUUUGUAGUUUUAUUUUUAUGAUACCUUGAACAUAGUAUGUAUGAUAUCAGAUAAUAGAUUUAGAUCUUGUAAUUCCCUUUCUUCUUUUAAAUCUAAGCUGAAGAAUUGGCUUUUUAAAAUUUGUUAUGAUGUUGUCGUAUAGAAUGGUGAUGUUUUCAUAGGAUGACAAUGUAGUUUUAUAGUUUUGUAGGUUUAGGAUUUUGUUGUUAUUUUUAUUAUGUAAAGCGCUUUUGGAUCAUUGGGGAUUUUUUUAUAGGAUGACAAUGUAGUUUUGUAGUUUUGUAGGUUUAGGAUUUUUUGGACCAUUGGGAAUUAGCGCUCUAUAAAUAUUGUAUAUUAUUAUUAUUAUUAUUAGCCAAAACUAAAAGUGAAGCUCCCAUUUAAUUUUAUAAUUUACUUCAAACAAUAAACUGCAUAUUUAACAAUUAAUGAAUGAGGCUGAGUAUCUUAUGAGGAGUUAUGGAGAUCGAGGAGGGUGUUAUUCCGAGGCGGAUAACACCCUCCGAGAUCUCCAUAAUUCUUCAUAUGAUACAAAAGCCAAAUUCAAUAAUUGUUUUAUUAUUCAUUCAAAAUAAUUCCUAGUUUAAAAAAAUGGCUAAAACAUUCUUACCUCCAUCGAUCAGAUUGAUGUUAAGUUCAUCUUCGAUAGUGCCCGUUUAGGGUUGUUCAGCUCCGCAAAUAUGGUGGUUUCUUGGUGUUGCGGAUCACCAAAUGAUGUCACCUUUAGACCGUUUUGUGUUUCUCACUAUCAUAAGGUUCAAGUUUAUAUUCAACCUUUACAAAUCCUCUUUUCGGCAAACGAAUGCAAAAUUUCUGUCGGUUUGUCAGUACCGACAAAUUCACUGACAACUUUUGACUUAAUUAAGCAAGGGUUCAACUGACAUGAACUGACAAACCGACAACUGACAAAUUUUGUCGGUUUGUCAGUACCGACAAAUUCACUGACAACUUUUGACUUAAUUAAGCAAGAGUUCAACUGACAUGAACUGACAAACCGACAACUGACAAAUUUUGUCGGUUUGUCAGUACCGACAAAUUCACUGACAAAUUUUGACUUAAUUAAGCGAGAGUUCAACUGACAUGAACCGACAAACCGACAACUGACAAAUUUUGUCGGUUUGUCAGUACCGACAAAUUCACUGACAACUUUUGACUUAAUUAAGCAAGAGUUCAACUGACAUGAACCGACAACUGACAAAUUUUGUCGGUUUGUCAGUACCGACAAAUUCACUGACAAAUUUUGACUUAAUUAAGCGAGAGUUCAACUGACAUGAACCGACAAACCGACAACUGACAAAUUUUGUCGGUUUGUCAGUACCGACAAAUUCACUGACAAUUUUUGACUUAAUUAAGCAAGAGUUCAACUGACAUGAACCGACAAACCGACAACUGACAAAUUUUGUCGGUUUGUCAGUACCGACAAAUUCACUGACAAAUUUUGACUUAAUUCAGCGAGAGUUCAACUGACAUGAACCGACAAACCGACAACUGACAAAUUUUGUCGGUUUGUCAGUACCGACAAAUUCACUGACAAAUUUUGACUUAAUUCAGCGAGAGUUCAACUGACAUGAACCGACAUGAACGGUCAAAGGGCCAGUAAAGUAAAAACGGAAGUACACGCAUGAUGUUGCCGGCACGAUACGUGUUUAAUAAUCUGAUCUUUACACAGUAUCAUUAUAUGUCCAUGCCUUUCACAUAAUUUUUGGGACCAAACGCAAUGUGAAACCACCAUGAUAAGGUCUAGGAGCACAAUCGACAAAACUCAGCAAUAUAUAAUACAUUUGAAGUGUAAAUCUCCGAUCACCUUUACAGCCUUAUAGUCUAAUCGUAGAUCUAAUAAUCUCAUGUUGUAUUUCUUUUUGAAUAAAUGCGCAUACCUAAAUUUCAACUGAAACCAUUCAAUUACAGCGUAGAAUGGCAAGUAUAUGACAUUCCUGUUGUCAAAUCAAGUAUCACUAUAGAGCCUCUGUAUGGGCACUUGCCGACGUCCAUUUUGUUUCUCGUUGUUUUUCCAUCCAUCGGUUUUGCAGGCGAAAUAGUGGCCUUUAAUGGAAUUAAUUAUUUUGCACUGUAAAGCUAUAGCUAAUUGCGAGCUCAGAGCAUCACAACGACGACGAAAAGGGGAAAAUAACCAAAACAAAAUUUUUGUAAGUGCAUCACGCCGGACUAACGUUUUCAAACUUUAUUGAAAAGGGAGCGAUCGUCGCUUUAAUCUCUAACAUGGUUGCCUUACCAAUCUUUGAGGUAUCGUCACCACUUCGGUUUCUUUGUCGGAAAUACCCAUUCAGAGGCGUCUUUAAUAACAUAACGGUAAAGUAAAUAAACGCAACUUGGUUGAAAUAUCAUAAACUUCCUACCUGAUUAAACUUUAAAACUAGACCCUUAUAAAUAUUUACCGUCUAAUACAGUAAACAAAAAUCACUGGUUGCUCUUUAAUUUCCAAAUAGCACUGUGUUUUAAUUAUUCAUCUUAAGAGCAUGGAAAGUACAAAUGUAAAAAUGAGCAUGCUUAUAGGGAGAAUUUGUUGUUCAGCAUUUGCAAAACUUCAGAUACGGCAGGAAAAGGGUUCAUACAUUGUACCAAUCUGAUUUGUUUGUAUACGCCGACAGAGUAAGACCUCGUAUACGCCUUGCGAUAUACUACAAAUGUGAUAUCUUUGUAAACGGCUUGAAUAAUAGUGGUAGAGUAAGAUUGCGAAACUUCUAAAUAUAAUCACCCAUUGUUUUGUCUUCUUUUACUCUACCUCCAGAAUCUGAACGUCGGGGACUUUCAACAAGGACAACAAGUUCCUUUUUUGAAAAGGCCCCUAGAUACUCAGCUUUCGGUGUAUUCUAUAACAUGAUCCGCUCUAAGUGGAACAACAGAGGAUCAGACUGUCUGUUCUAUACCGGUGUCACCAGCUUAAUUCCUUUACAGCUAGAGAAGUGUUUUUCUUGCGUGAAGCACUAAUAAUGUGAGUUUAAAGAUAAUACUUAAAAGGAAGCAUUACUGACUUAAAUUGUUAGUGGUUCACUCAAGAAGUGAUCUGAAGAGCGCAGCCUCCUUGCGGUGAUGGGUAUAUUUUGCGCUCACUUCCUUCUCACUCUUUUCAGACACAAUUAGCCCUUUUAAAUUCGUAGUUUUUCUAGUGACGUCUACCAAGGCAUUAUACAUUUCAUGCAAGUCACUGGUGGUAAAGGUAUCCUUCGUCUGCUCAAAAUGCUUCAAUGUAUGAACGAACAAACAGUGUUCCAAUUUCGUCCACCCACUGACCUUUAGUCCCUCUCCUCUCUCUUUCAAAAAACAUAGCGAUGACUGCUUGCUGCUCUGAGAUGCAUGUUUUGCUCUUUUCCUUGGUCGCUUGAUGUCCUCCGAUUUCCAUUCGAGUCUUUUUCCGUAUAUAUUGCCACAGUUUUUACAUUGGCAGGAGGCAGAACAGCUCUCCUUUCUGUUAAAGCAUUCGCAGCGACAAGAAAACUUGCCAGGGGGAAUCUGACAACGCAUUUUUGACAAAUUUUUUCUAUCCCUGCCUUGGCCACAGCGGCAACCGAAGUUUUGGACUUCAUUGGAAAGAGGGGAUACUUUUUCACUCGCCUCUUUUUCUUCAGGUGUCAGUGGUGUACUGAUGGGAUGCAAUUUGGCGAUGUCAUAGUGUCCUGGACCUUGUUGGGUGUAUGCCAGAAAUAUGGGCUUAGCGUCAGGAACCUGCUCGCGGGCUGAUGGCCACAAGGGGAAAAUUGCGGAUAGACGUAAACAUAACGAUCGGCAGUCGCAAGACAUUAGCGAGUCCAAGGGGCAUUGCGUCUCCAAGUCCCCCGUCAAAUACGCCCGGUUUUUCAUAAGCAAGAAUGUCUUGUUCGUUUUCGUACAAGUUUUUUAAUCCGUAGUUUUCUUCAUUCUGUAGCCACUCGGAAACCAUGAGUUUUCGUAAUUUCGUCACCGCCUCCGAGGGAACAGUCGUGACAAACAAACCAAUACAGUUCAGAUGGUUAGAUAAUGUAGUUACACUGUCAGAUUCCAAUAAACGUUGCACUUCAAGAAAAAUUGCUGCUAGAAGACAGUCUCCAUCACCUUCCACUGGACACCUUUUGAAACCAUACGACUUUAAAACAGUCUUCAAUCUACUUUCAUGUUCAUCUCCAUGGUUCUCAUCGUUGUUUGGAGUUGUAAAUGGAAAACCUUUCAACACAUCAUCCAUAAAAGAAAGAUCACGAAAUUCAAACGAAUUGGACUUUGUCAAACUUGAAAUAUCUUCUGCCAGAUUAAACAUGCAAACGCUUCUGUACAAAAUAUCUACUAAAUUGUUGUCAAGGGUAAUAUCGUGCUCUUUAGUCUGAUCAUCCUCUUCUUCGUUUUGACUGGCACGAUGCUCUUUUUUAUCGUAAAGAAAAUUCAAAAGAUCUUCUGAGUUACUGGUUAGAGGUUGACACGUAUUUUGCUCGUUCUCCUCGCUAAUGACCCUUCUUUGAUUGAUCCCAAUGCCAAACACUUCUCGAGUGUCCUCUUCAGAAAGGUAUUUUCUGGUUAACUUUCUCUCUAAGGGAGAAAUGGUAGGGGGUAUGGAUCCCUUUUUGGCUGGGGUGGUUGACUUCCGCUGAUUCCAGGAGUAAAAGAACUGAGUUAAAAUAGCCAAGGCAAGGAUCACUCCAAUUCUAUUUUUCUUCAAGUCCUUGUUUAGGGAUCUAGGUAUAUGAAAUCAUCAUGGUCAAAAUGAAAUAUUCCAGCGAGUUACGGUAACAUUAUGCUUUUUAUACUCUUUUUAAGAAACUACUAAACACUUACCAAAAGAUGCUCCCAAGUUGGCGUGAGGGUUUCCUCGCGAUGACAAGUACUUUAAACAUGAUUUGUUUGCCCUUCGCUUUAACAAUGUUUAAAAAUUUUGGUUUUUCUUGCAACAAUUAUAGUUAUUGCGAGAAAUUUGCAGUCAAUCGCAAAGUGGCAUUUUUGAUUUAGUACCGAUAGAGCGUUGCGAUUUUUUCAGGUUCUUUUUCAGCCGCCUUGGUUGUUCAUUUAACAGUCAGAAUCACAUCUUUUUUUACAUCUAUCCAUUAUCAGUUAAUAUUGCCCUGUCUACUGCAUUCUGAAGAGUUUUCUGUAUGUGGACAUGAACAGAUGGCUUUCCAACAAACUUUCAAGCAGUUUCACCAAUUUUAUUUGCACUUAGCUGAUAGACACAGUCAAAAUCUAAAGGAAAGCAACAACCUGAAAGCAUUGGGUGCUAGUUAAUCAUACUUUGCGCCAGUUCCUCCCUGUUGGCGCCUGCCUUAUUAUUACAAGCCGUAUCGUUCUAUAGGCCCUUUCCACGAUGCUGUCAACAAUGAUGACUUAAGAAGUAAAAUCUUGCUACACCCUGGGCCAUUUGUAAAGCCAAGAAAUGUUAUCCGUAGGCUUACUCGCAGUGCGCGGACAGAGGCCAUUGUGAACGAAAUGCGUGCCCUCCAAGAACUUGGUUACGGUACAUUACAUUGCAGAGGAGCUGUCCACAAGGCCUUCUUGAAGGUUGUUCCGGGCAAAUUGCCAGCGGGCGAUUUACUAGUAGACCGAGAAGCUCAUAUUGCACAGUUUAGAAAAGAAGAUAACAUGCUUCAGAGAACUGAAGCUGCUAUCUUUAGGGAAGCACUGCAUACCCAGAUCUGUAAAUAACAAUAGUUUUACACAAGAACUAUCCGCGUACGGUUAAGAAGCCUAAGCAAAACUUGCAAUAAACCUGAUUAUCUACUGGCCAGCAGAGAUUAGCCAGUCACAAUUCUUCAAUGUGAGUAACGUUGGAAUAACGCGCGUGUUUAUACAGAUAUUAGAGUUCUUCACAGUAUUGCAGUCAAAUUUCACUAUUAUAGACAAAUCAUGGACAAGUACUGUUAACACAUCUUUAAGACAUCGUUCAGUACUCCGAAUUCUUAAAGUGUGGGUAUGCAUAGGGCUUCAUUCUCAGAGUACUAUUUCACAGAAGACCUUGGAAGCGCAAACGGUUAUGGCUAUUUUACAACAACAAUACGUUUCAUUUUUAAUGUAUUAGAAGAAAAAAGAAAGGCUUGAAACACGUUGUCGUUAUAUACUUUACCGGUAUGUUAGCCUGCGUAGCAUGGCGGUUUUGGUUGGGAGGGCAAAGUAAUAAAGGAGGGCUAGGGCAGAGAAACCUGAAGGAAAUUGGGGCGGCUUCAACUAUCGUUCACGAGCGCUCCGCGCGCGGAUUUCUCCUUUUCCUGGCUUCGCCGCUCGUGCGCGUCGCUCAACAAAACCGCCAUGCUACGCAGGCUACCGUUAUAUUAAUACUGGUAUUUGAUUUGACACCCGGUAUGUGAUAUACUUGCCGUUGUACGCUGUACUUGACUGGUUAAAAUUGAAAUUUAGGCAUGCACAUUCAUUUAGAAUGAAACGCAAAAUCAGAUUAUUUGAUCUACAAUAAGACUAUAAAGCUACAAAGGUGAUCAGAGAUUUACACUUCAAAUGAAUUAUAUAUUGUUGAGUUUUGUCGAUUGUGCCACUAGGCCUUAUCAUGGUGGUUUCACAUUGCUUUUGGUUCCAAAAUUCAUGUGAAAGGCAUGGACAUGAUACUGUAUACAGAUGAGAUUAUUAAACUCGUAUCGUGCCAGCAACAUUAUGCGUGUACUUCCGUUUUUCUUUUACUGGCCCUUUGCCUUUGGUCGUUUUCUUUCCAUAUGAAAGUAUGCAUAUUUUCACUCCCGUCCCCACUUUAAAAACUUUCACUUUAACCUAUAAAUAAGUUGCUAAGUAACAACGUCAUCAAAUAUAUAUCUUUCCAUCGAUGCCUCGUUCUCAGGAUAUUCUGAGCAAUCCUAACAGAGUUACACUUACUAGGAAAAUUAAGAAAAGUAACAUUUUGGGAGAAAAUCCACCGUCCGUUUAGCUGUUUACCUGCACUAAUCUUUGAAGAUUAAAAUUGCCCUUUUACUAAAAAUUAGGCAGCCUCAAUUCAAUGCAAAAGAAAGAAGAUAAAGUGGGCAAUGAAACAGUUUAUAAAGAAGGAAGGCAAAGAAAAAAAAUACAGAGAGCGAGACUGAGAAAGAUCGAAAUAGAUCCUAAAAAAAAGUUCCAAUUUUGGUUUGAGCGCCGGGGCUUCUGCGAACAAAAAUGUUUAUAAUAAUUUUUCUGUUCAAUUACAUCCUUUUUCUCGGAAAUAUGCCCUCUCUGUUGCAAACCUCAUUGUUGGCCAUUCUUAUGAUAGUCAAAAAUCAGUUCAAGAAGGGAAAUGGUGAAAACAUCUUUUUUUCGUUUCUCGCUGGCCGUCACCAAAGCGUUAACUGAUACACAUGGGCUUAAUUGUCAAGACUUGACAUGCGGCCACAUCACAUCUCUUCUUCAUUUCAGGAACUAAAAGUUGUUCGUUGUCGGUUUGUCGGUUCAUGUCAGUUGAACCCUUGGCUUAAUUAAGUCAAAAAUUGUCAGUGAAUUUGUCGGUACUGACAAACCGACAAAAUUUGUCAGUUGUCGGUUUGUCGGUUCAUGUCAGUUGAACUCUUGCUUAAUUAAGUCAAAAUUUGUCAGUGAAUUUGUCGGUACUGACAAACCGACAAAAUUUGUCAGUUGUCGGUUUGUCGGUUCAUGUCAGUUGAACCCUUGCUUAAUUAAGUCAAAAGUUGUCAGUGAAUUUGUCGGUACUGACAAACCGACAGAAAUUUUGCAUUCGUUUGCCGAAAAGAGGAUUUGUAAAGGUUGAAUAAAAACUUGAACCUUAUGAUAGCGAGAAACACAAAACGGUCUAAAGGUGACGUCAUUUGGUGAUCCGCAACACCAAGAAACCACCGCAAAUAUUCUCCAAAUAGCACAUGUCGCCCUUCGAGUUGUCUUCGUGCUGUUCUUGCCAUGUUUUUCGCUAUAAUUUCGCCUAGUUCUUACUCUUGAAAUGAGUGAAAUAUCCGCCAUUUUUGUUUCCACAAUCAAAACAACUCAACCUCGUCCCCAGGUCUUUUCAGUUAAUAGUACCUUAACCUGGACGAACGCUGCAUUUUUGACGUCAUUUCCUGGUUAAACACAAAAUGUUUCCAAAUUUGGUCAUCAGUAACUGGUUAUGGUGAAUUAUGUGUGUGCUUUUAGCCAAUCAGAAUUGGGGAAAUAUUUUGAAUGAAUAAUAAUUAGCAAUUAAUGAAUGAGGCUGAGUAGGAUAUGAAGAAUUGAGCAGAUCAAGGAGGGUGUUAUCCACCGAGGCUGAAGGUAGAGGUGGAUAACACCCUCCAAGAUCCGCUUAAUUCUUCAUAUCCUACGAAAGCAGAAUUUAUUAAUUGCUUUAUUGUUCAUUCAAAAUAAUUCCUAGUUUAAAAACACAGCUAAGACAUACUUACCUACAUCGAUGUUAAGUUUAUCUUCGAUAGUGUACGUUUAGGUUUGUCCAGCUCCGCAAAUAUUCUCCAAAUAGCAGAUGUCGCCCUCCGAGUUGUCUUCUUGCUGUUUUUGCUAUGUUUUUAGCCAUUAUUUCGUCUAGUUCCAGCUGUAGCUCUCACUCUUGAAACGAGUGAAAUGUCCGCCAUUUUAGUUUUCACAACGAAAACAACUCAACCUCGUACCCAGGUCUUCUCGGUUAACGGUGCCUUAACCUGUAGAGGACUGCAUUUUUGACUUCAUUUCCUCGUUAAACACAAAAUUCUUCCAAAUGUGGUCAUCAGUAACUGGUUAUGAUGAAUUAUGCAUGUGCUUUUAGCCAAUGAGAAUUGGGGAAAUAUUUUGAAUGAAUAAUAGUUAUACUUAACUUUUGGGAAGAUGCAUAUGACUUUUGAGGGAGGGGCUCAGUGAUUUUAGAAUAAAAGAAAAUAUCUUCAAACAGCGUACGAAAAAAAAUACAGACAGCAUGUACUGUGUCAAUUUAAUAUCCCCUUUCUUUUGUAAGGUUGAUUUGCCAGCCUUGAAAUAUAAUUUUAUGCUACAAAGGCUUGUUUAACAAAUAAAUAAAUGAAUACUCAAUAAUGAUUCGGAGGAAGCACAUCCACAAAGUGGCUCUUUGUCUACCUGAUUCCUGGUUGAAUUGUAAUUUGGAAAUGUUGGUGUGGCAGUGGUUACCGGUAAUUUACAUGUCACAAUUUAUAGGUUUUAUCUCUCUGUCUAAAGGAGGCCAAAAUGAAAAAUCAGGCUGUUUUUUUUUUUGGGCCUGCCACAGGUUUACUUUUCAAAAUCAUCAAUGAAUUAGCUAUAGCCUGCCAGAAGAGCCUUUCUUUCCCUCACUUGAUUUUGGCAUACUCAAGGAAGACACUGCAUGAAUCCAGUGAGAUCUUUGCUGAACAUGUGGGGCAAUGUUGCUAGGAUAUAGUCUCAAACCGAGGCCUAAAAGCUAAUAACACUUACCGGUAUUCAAUUAUUUGUUCAUUUUCUUUUAUUGUUUUAGAGCCACACUGUUAUAAUGUAACUUAAACUGUGGAAAUUGUAUACAGAGAGGCUAAACAAACACUAUUGCUCAAGUUUAUUUGGGGCAAUGUUGCUAGGAUAUAGUCUCAAACCGAGGCCUAAAAGGUAAUAACACUUAUUCAAUUAUUUGCUCAUUUUCUUUUAUUGUUUUAGAGCCACACUGUUAUAAUGUAACUAAAACUGUGGAAAUUGUAUACAGAGAAGCUAAAAAAACAGUAUCACUCAAGUUUAUUUGGGAUGCAAGUCUUAUUGGUGGUACAGUUGGAGUGAUUUUUGGAACGGUCACAGAUAGAGGUGGCAAAUGUAUAGCAGAGAGGGCAAUGACAAUUACGCUGCCAACCAAUGCAAAGCAUUGUCCACGAUUCACUGGAUACGAAUCUUGGUGUGAAAAUGAGACAAGGUUCAGUGUCAAAAAGAAUGCCAAUGGCUCCCUGGAAUUGAUUGUCAAAUUUUCAGUUCAGUCCAUGUUGAGAUACCUGGGGAAUGUGACAGUGAAUAACACUGUCUUGUUCUCAUCGAGGCUCCAAUACAGUUAUCUUAGUACAAAUGAAAGUGCUUCAGACCUCACUACCCAAGUCCAUGUAUUAGGUGGGUAUGCUAAAAUUUAUACAUGA
Messenger RNA from Porites lobata, 10593 nucleotides. The record is from the annotation of a GenBank genome assembly. NCBI's taxonomy places the organism in Eukaryota, Metazoa, Cnidaria, Anthozoa, Scleractinia, Poritidae.